CCUGAACUCACUAGGUAUCAAUCCCAAUAUCUUCAGUUUGUUCAGAUCACGCCAUCAUGAUUCGCGAACUUGUAGAAUGGGCCCUCCUAGGCGCUACGGUGCUUGUCUUUAUUAUAUUUCUCUUGAAUACCCUGUGGGCAUGGACUACCGAACAUCUUUUCCUUACUACCACGAUCCUCGUCGCUCCGGGGGUCAGCGUCUACUUCCUGGGCAUUGAUCGAGUUAUAUGGUACUACUGUCUUGCCCACUACUUGUCCGAGAGACAGAGCCACAUCAGGAACGCGCUGAGCGAUGUCUGCGAUCAAAAGCACAAUACGUUUCUCCGACGCCUAAUUAGUAGUGACCAAACCGGCAGAAAUAAGGACACUAGCAGUCAGCCGUCGGAACCGCCGAACAGCAAUAGCGACAACGACGCAGAAGCAUUCCCUUACGAACCACUCUCUGGCCCCGAUAUAAGAUUGCUAAAACUCGUGAAGAGUUCUGGCAGUCUUUUAUCUAACCUCUUUUUAAAUUUCCAGCUGGUGCACGUCAGUAUCAAUGACGCCCAAGGCAAUUACUGUGCCGUAUCGUACUGUUGGGGAGACCAAUCAAAGAGCCACACUAUUUACGUCAAUGAUCAGCCUUUCAAAAUCCGCUCCAAUUUGGCUGACCUACUGCGCGAUUUAUGUCCCAAAGAUAGGGAGGGUGCGCUUUACUGGGUUGACGCAGUCUGCAUAAAUCAAGACGACCUGAUAGAACGAGGCAGCCAAGUUUCACGAAUGAAGCGGAUCUUCGGCAGCGCGGGAAGCGUGAAAGCUUGGGUCGGCCAAGCACAUCCAUAUGCCGGAGUCCUUUAUCAUUUCCUGGGUAAUUUACAGUCAUCCGCUCCGCGGGACCCGAAAGAGCUGGAGGCUGAUAUAGAGAGCCUCUAUAAUCGCUACUCAUUCCAUGAGGAAGAGCGACUUCGACUGGUCGAAGCAACAAUGGCCUUCAUUCAGAACCCCUAUUGGUCUCGGGUAUGGGUAGUCCAGGAAUUUGCACUCAACUCCAACCUGAGUGUUCUCUGGGGAGGUCUCGAGUUCAGACAUCAGCUACUCGCUUUAUAUCUCCGGUUCUUGCUCUGGCUCCUGGAAGGAAAGAACUCCAAGCAGCUUGGUCUUAUAAGCGCCCCGAUUGCCCUCACCUUCAAGAACUUGAUGUUUAUCAGAGACACUUACCAGAACCGAUCUGAGAUGUCGCUUAUAAAUCUUUUGAUCCGCUCUAACCAUUCGAAAUGCACCGAUAAGAAGGACAAAGUCUUUGGGUUUCUCAGCCUUGCAAGUGACGGAGAGCAAUAUAUACCCGAUCCAGAUUACCGGGCUGAUUUGGUCGAUCUUCGAUUCCAUAUGACUAAGAGGUGCAUCUCUAGGUUUGAAUCCCUCAACGUCAUUUUACAUGGUCCUCGUGAUGGCUCCUUACCUUCCUGGUGUCCAGCUUUUUUCGACCUUGAUACAUCACCAUUCCGAGAUAGCCAUUUCAUCGGACCACCCAUCGGACAAAAGCCAGGGUUGUUACCAAAUCAUGCCACUGUGGGAGGUUUGAUAAGAGAACUCAAAACACCAGCGCGUCGUGUAGGAACGAUAAGAAGCCUCGGGUGGACAAUCUCGGACGGUAAUACUGAUGUAUUUCCGACUUCUGAUCAAACCGAUAGACUCUCCAAGGCAGGUUUCAUGGUGGUAUGGUCUACGCUCUUGGACCUUCUCGAUGACGUUCGUCAGCAUAUGUCUUCGCAGAACGAACAGCAACGGAAUGUCCCCUCUUCCCAAUUCCCAAAUAUUUCCGGACCCCUGAUUCAGUCACCGCAUCUAAGAAAAAUAUUGUCCAACUGGUUGAAGAUGAAGGCCCGCCGGAGGGAGGAUGAAGGGCACCGUCAGCAGCAAUGGAAAGUCCCCUCUUCCCAAUCCCCGAAUAUUGUCAGAGCAUCCCGGUUCCGGUCACCUGAUCCAAGAAAAGGGUUGUUCAACAUAAAGGCCCGGCCAGAGGAGGAGAAAGGGCAGCACCGUCAGUCCCUGAAACAGGUCUAUGCUUACGCUUUGGCGUCUUUAUUCCACCAAAAUGUUAACCCUGCCCAUCCGGAGGCAUCUCUCCUUGUCAAAUGGGUCUACGUUAAUCGCGAACUCAUGAUGGGUGGCUCAACACUCGGGUGUUAUGCUGCUGAAAUCAACUCUAUCCGUGGCUAUUUGACGCUAGUACGGGGUGUGAAAAGCGAGUUUUCGACAGUGGAACAUAAGACUGUACAAAAUCAACAAAGCGAUCAGCGAACGGAUGCAUUUUUUGGAGCUCUCAUGCACGCAAUUGCGAAGGGUCUGCGUCUCGCAUUGAUAGUUGACGCUAAGACGAAGAAAGGGAGUUUUGGUUGGAUGCAUCCAAAUGCUAGACUUGGGGACGAGGUCUUUCAUAUUCGGGGUUGCUCGAGUCCUGUUAUCCUCCGAACCGUUGCCUCGACAAAAUACAGGAUUAUCGGCGAGGCUAUGGUCAGUGGGUUUAAGGAUGUGGAGGGAGACAAUUCCAGCGCAUGGGAGUGGAAAACAAUUGUGUAGCUCGACGUUAUUCAACACUGAGAGAAGCGAAUCCUCCAGCAAUUCCUGCAUAUUCCAGUGCGACAUUCGCCCCGGCGCCCAGUAGUAUCUUCACAACCUUCUCAUGGCCAUGAUCUGUCCUGGAAUUGAUUUGUCUGGGUGUAUAUGUACAGUACAGUGGUUCCCGAAACUGCCCUCCCCUUUGCUAACACAUUGCAACUCUCCCGCCCCCCCAAAAGCUGAGGAUAGAGCUGGGUCACGCUUUCCCAAUCUGACAUAGUUCGACUAACCUAACUACGAAU
Messenger RNA from Exophiala xenobiotica, 2839 nucleotides. RefSeq lists its product as uncharacterized. Bases 57 to 2558 code for a protein of 833 amino acids. Lineage: Eukaryota; Fungi; Ascomycota; Eurotiomycetes; Chaetothyriales; Herpotrichiellaceae. The transcript is spliced from 2 exons. The record is from RefSeq and is a predicted model, not a curated record.